This is a messenger RNA of Clarias gariepinus (North African catfish), 2112 nucleotides long. RefSeq names its product annexin A4-like. Gene Ontology annotation, molecular function: calcium ion binding; calcium-dependent phospholipid binding. Bases 103 to 1557 code for a protein of 484 amino acids. Gene Ontology annotation, biological process: cytokinetic process; phagocytosis. The transcript is spliced from 15 exons. Gene Ontology annotation, cellular component: cytoplasm. The record is from RefSeq and is a predicted model, not a curated record. Lineage: Eukaryota; Metazoa; Chordata; Actinopteri; Siluriformes; Clariidae.
UGCGCGUGCGUGUGUGAGUGCAGGCAAAUCAGAAACAUACACACACACACACACACACUGACUUCCUGCUCCAGCUUCUCUUCGCUUCUCUAGUUUGCCAGAAUGAGUUACCCCGGUUACCCUGGUUACCCACCUCAGGGUGGUGGUUAUCCUCCACAGCAGCAGGGUGGGGCUGGUUACCCUCCUCAGCAGCAGCAGGGUGGGUACCCUGGGUACCCUCCGCAGGCGGGCGGUUUCCCAGCAGGGGGUGGAUUCCCUCCACAACAGCCAGGUGGUUACCCCGGCUACCCCGCUCAGGGAGGUGGUUACCCCGGGUACCCUGGAUUCCCUCAGGAUCAGUCUGGAGGUUUCCCCGGCAUGCCCCAAGGUGGAUGGGGAGGGCAGCCCGGCUUUGGAGCUCCUGCAGGAGGGAUGCCACAGGGGUAUCCUGGAGGUCAGAUGCCAGGGCAACAACCCAUGCCCGGUUACCCUGGAGGUGCUCCUGCCCCAAACCCCUCGUAUCCCAGCAUGCCUGGCUUUGGUGGACCAGCUGGACCAGUUGGACCUGCUGGACCAGCUGGACCUGCAGCACCAGGGGCACCUGUAGCACCUGCUAUUAACCGUGGAUUUCGCGGCACCAUAAAGGACGCCCCCGGUGCCGACCCGCUCCGAGAUGUCGAGGUUCUCCGCAAGGCCAUGAAGGGCUUCGGCACUGAUGAGAACGCCAUCAUCGAGUUGCUAGGGAACCGCUCCAACAAGCAGCGUGUGCCGAUGGUCAAGGCUUACAAGACCACUUAUGGGAAGGAUCUGAUCCAUGAUUUGAAGUCAGAGAUCUCAGGGAAUUUUGAGGACCUUGUGCUGGCGAUGUUGAAGAGCCCAUGCGAGUACGACGCCUACGAGCUCCACCACGCUAUCGCCGGUGCAGGGACAGAUGAAGCAUGUCUGAUUGAGAUUCUAUCAUCUCGCAACAAUGCUGAGAUUCAGGAGAUCAACCGUAUUUAUAAAGCAGAAUACGGCAAAACUCUAGAGGACGCCAUCACCCAUGACUGCUCGGGUCACUUCCGCAGGCUGCUGAUCUCUCUGUGCCAGGGAAAUCGAGACGAGAGGGAGAACGUGGACAUCUCUAUGGCCAAGCAGGACGCUCAGGCCCUCUACAAUGCAGGAGAGAAGAAACUCGGGACAGACGAGUCUCAGUUCAAUGCCAUUCUGUGUGCACGCAGCAAACCACACCUGCGACAAGUGUUUGUUGAGUACCAGCAGAUGUGUGGUAAGGACAUUGUGAAGAGUAUCUGCGGUGAGAUGCACGGAGAUCUGGAGCAUGGCAUGGUCUCAGUGGUGAAGUGUGUCAGGAACACACCUGCUUUCUUCGCUGAGAGACUCCACAAGUCUUUGAAGGGGAUGGGGACUAAGGACCGUACUCUGAUCCGUAUCAUGGUGAGUCGCUCUGAGAUCGACAUGUUGGACAUCAGACAGGAGUACGUGCGCACCUACGGCAAAUCCCUCUACAACGACAUCUCAGGUGACACCUCUGGUGACUAUAAGAAGCUCCUACUAAAGCUGUGUGGAGGAAGUGAUUGAGUGUACACACACCGAUACACACCAGCGGACACGCACGCACACGCACACACACACACAGUCACUGGUGCUCCCCCAGCCUGGCAUGUGUGAGGUGUGUGUGUGUGUGUGUGUUAAACCAUUAGUUAGAUUUCUACACAGUUUAUUCUGCAUUAGAUCAGCUUGUGAGUCGUGUUUACAGGAAGUACAAUCGUUAUGGCGUUAUAGAGCGUUUAUGUGCCUUUAUACAUCUAUAUAAACUACACAUCAUUUUAUACAUUGUGUGUGUGUGUGUGUGUGUGUGUGUGUGUGUGUGUGUGUGUAAAACUAACCAUCAUAAUAAAGUCUGGUGUCGGAGCAUCACUGUGUACAUUUAUUCAUUCCUGAACUUACACAUUGUUUAUACCUGUCUGUCUCUCUCUCUUUUUCUCUGUCUCAGUCUCAGUCUCAGUCUAGACUUUACAGGAGACAGUAUGUUAAACAUAAAUCUAAUCAUUUCUCCACGUGAUGUAGUGAAUAUUAAAUCUGUCAGUAAACUGAUAAAUAAAACUGUCUGUUUCUAUGACUUUCUGCCUUAAA